Molecule: messenger RNA, 981 nt
Organism: Neogale vison (American mink)
Lineage: Eukaryota; Metazoa; Chordata; Mammalia; Carnivora; Mustelidae
Product: olfactory receptor 1D2
Exons: 1
Coding region: 19-981 (320 amino acids)
Biological process (GO): G protein-coupled receptor signaling pathway
Cellular component (GO): membrane
Molecular function (GO): G protein-coupled receptor activity; olfactory receptor activity
Source: RefSeq, a predicted model, not a curated record
AAACAUUUAUUGGUGCCUAUGUUGCAGACAGUUGAGGAAAUGGAUGGAGUCAACAAUAGUGGAGUCUCUGAGUUUCUGCUCCUGGGGAUCUCAGACAGUCCUGAGCAGCAGUGGGUCCUGUUCUGGAUGUUCCUGUCCAUGUACCUGGUCACAGUGGUGGGAAAUGUGCUCAUCAUCCUGGCCAUCAGCUUUGAUCCCCGCCUGCACACACCCAUGUACUUCUUCCUGGCCAACCUCUCCUUCACUGACCUCUUCUUCGUCACCAAUACAAUCCCCAAGAUGCUGGUGAGCCUCCAGUCUCAGAACAAAGCCAUCUCCUAUGCAGGGUGUCUGACACAGCUCUACUUCCUAGUCUCCUUGGUGGCCCUGGACAACCUCAUCCUGGCCACAAUGGCAUAUGACCGUUAUGUGGCCAUCUGCCGCCCCCUCCACUACACCAUGGUCAUGAGUCUUGGGCUCUGUAUUAUGCUCCUCACUUUGUGUUGGGCACUUUCUGUUUUCUAUGGCCUCACCCACACCCUCCUCAUGACCAGGGUAACAUUCUGCGGUUCCCAGAAGAUCCACUACAUCUUCUGUGAGAUGUAUGUGCUGCUGAGGCUGGCAUGUUCCAAUACUGAAGUCAAUCACAUAGUGCUGAUUGCCACAGGCUGCUUUAUUUUCCUCACCCCUUUAGGGUUCAUGAUCAUGUCCUAUGUCCGAAUUGUCAGAGCCAUCCUCCAAAUACCCUCAGCCACUGGGAAGUACAAAGCCUUCUCCACCUGUGCUUCCCAUUUGGCUGUGGUCUCCCUCUUCUAUGGGACACUUGGCAUGGUAUAUCUGCAGCCCCUCCAAACCUACUCCAUGAAGGACUCAGUAGCCACAGUGAUGUAUGCUGUGGUGACCCCCAUGAUGAACCCUUUCAUCUACAGCCUGAGGAACAAGGACAUGCAUGGGGCUCUGAGAAGACUCCUCCUAGGAAAAGUUUUCCAGAGGUUGACUUGA